CCCGCCCGCGCCUGCGCACCACCGCUCCCUCUCCGCGUCGGCGCCGGCGGAAGAUGGCCAAGCGCACUAAGAAGGUCGGGAUCGUGGGUAAAUAUGGGACCCGUUAUGGUGCAUCCCUCAGGAAAAUGGUGAAGAAGAUUGAAAUCAGCCAGCAUGCCAAGUAUACCUGCUCCUUCUGUGGCAAGACAAAAAUGAAGAGGAAGGCUGUGGGUAUCUGGCACUGUGGAUCCUGCAUGAAGACAGUUGCUGGUGGUGCCUGGACUUACAAUACCACCUCUGCGGUGACAGUCAAAUCUGCCAUCAGAAGACUGAAGGAACUGAAAGACCAGUAGGAGCUACUUCCUGUUCUCCUUGUGAAACAUCUUUUUUUCUCCACCAUCAGGAUCUGUCCUUUUAUCAAUAAAAGGGUUAUGAUGGAGUGGAA
Molecule: messenger RNA, 424 nt
Organism: Pseudopodoces humilis (Tibetan ground-tit)
Lineage: Eukaryota; Metazoa; Chordata; Aves; Passeriformes; Paridae
Gene: RPL37A
Product: ribosomal protein L37a
Biological process (GO): translation
Cellular component (GO): cytosolic large ribosomal subunit; ribosome
Molecular function (GO): structural constituent of ribosome; large ribosomal subunit rRNA binding
Source: RefSeq, a predicted model, not a curated record